CACAGUUACGCGCGAAAAACAUCUCGUGCUGCGUCCACGUGAGCGCCGGGCUCUCGUGCCACUUCCAAUAUGUUAUUAGAGGAGAUGAAUGGCGCGGACGCCACAUUCCCACCUGGGACCCCGGCUGACGUCACACCGCGAGCGAGUUCAGGGCAUCACACACACCGCGCCUUGUCGGAGCAGACUUCUGCACACUUUGGUCUCCCAGUCUCCACACACGCUGCCAGGCCUGCUCCACCACCACACCUCUGCAGGGACACACUGGCAAAGAGAAGGCUGGAGCUGGAAGCCGGUGACCCCCAGGGCCUUCAUGAUGGUGACUGGACCCCCAAAAAACAGAUGGCCUCUCUGUUCGACUCAGGAGGAAAGGCUCCCGCCUCCCAUCCCAUAGCGCGCAAGUUCCUGUUCGAGAAGUCUCGCUGUGACACCUCGCUCGGCGUCCUGACGCAGAGGUUUGCUGACAUGCUGAGUCGCUCUGCUGACGGGGUGUUGGACCUGAACCUCGCCGCCCAGGAGCUCAAUGCCCCAAAGAGACGCGUCUAUGACGUCACCAACGUCCUGGAGGGGAUCCAACUCAUCAAAAAGAAGUCGAAGAACUUUGUCGAGUGGCUGGGCGGUGAUGUGAACGUGCACAUGGAUCAGGAGCUGAAAGCUCUGGUGGAGGAGGAGAGGAGGCUGGACGAGUUGAUCCAAAGCUGCACAAAGCAGGUUCACCAGCUGUGCGGGAACCAGAACACUCAAAGGUUCGCCUAUUUGACUUACGAGGAUGUCCAAAGGAUUCCCAGCCUGAAAGAACAGACUGUGAUUGUGAUCAAAGCGCCUGUAGAGACAAAACUGGAGGUGCCGCACCCAGAAGAGAGCCUCCAGGUCCACCUCAGCAGCACCCGGGGGCCCAUCGAGGCGUUCCUCUGCUCCGAUGACCCCAUGCCGAUGGAAGCCACAGACGGCUCCGGUGCCAACGGAAGCCACUUAAACUCCUCAGCCAAUAGGAACAACGCCACCCCCCUCGUGCCUUCCUCGUCCUUCGUCCAGGUGUCUUCCAAAGACAAUGCGAUCCGUACUUCUGGAGUUGAUUUUAUCUCAAGCCCGCCGUCCGAGCCGACACAGCACCCAUCACCAGUCACUGUCACCCCCGUCUCACCCAUGCACACCUCCCUCCAGCCCCACUCUGGAGAUCAACAGAGCUUUGUCACCCUCACUCCCCCUCUAGCUUUCUCUGUUGGUGGGGAGGAUUACCUCCUGAGCCUGACGGAGGAUGAGGGCAUCACUGACCUCUUCUCCUCUUUUGACCUGGAUCAAUUGCCCCUAGAAACGCCCCUUCUCUGAACAACUGCGUUUGGGAAUUUCACUAAUUUCCGGAGACAAUUGCCACCUUCUCAAAAACAGAACAUCAAGGGGACACAAUACAAGAACAGUGUGCUGUUUUUUUUUUUUUUUUUCACAUUUACAUUUUCCUGUCCUGGACAAUGUGACUGGGAUGUACUGACGCUCAGGUAUGUGGAGGAGUGACAUCUUUUCAUGGCUUCCUUGUUGUUGUCUUCAGGACUUUGGCUGACACACAUGCUGUUAUACAAAACACUUUUUAUUUUAGAGCUUUAAUCUGUUGUAUUGUUGGGGCGUCCUCAAGUGUCCUUCCUUUCGGGUGUGAGCAUUGCUGUCUCAACGCAGGACUUAUUCAUGACCGUGUCACUGGAGAGACGACGUUUUGUAUUGUUAUCACAUAGGAGCCUUGACAACGAAGCCUGGGGAUUUAGACGCCCAUUUAGUGUCAGGACGUGUUGAUUUAAAAGCAUUAAAGAUGCAAAAGUACCCACAUGUCUCGUCUUGACUUUGCUACACGGGAUGCAUGAUACUACUUUCUCUUAUACCAAUAAAGUACCUAAAGUCUGGGUGUCUGCUGAUA
Molecule: messenger RNA, 1903 nt
Organism: Anoplopoma fimbria (sablefish)
Lineage: Eukaryota; Metazoa; Chordata; Actinopteri; Perciformes; Anoplopomatidae
Gene: e2f3
Product: E2F transcription factor 3
Exons: 8
Coding region: 70-1326 (418 amino acids)
Biological process (GO): regulation of transcription by RNA polymerase II
Cellular component (GO): RNA polymerase II transcription regulator complex
Molecular function (GO): RNA polymerase II cis-regulatory region sequence-specific DNA binding; protein dimerization activity; DNA-binding transcription factor activity, RNA polymerase II-specific
Source: RefSeq, a predicted model, not a curated record